This is a messenger RNA of Haliotis rubra (blacklip abalone), 705 nucleotides long. RefSeq lists its product as uncharacterized. The record is from RefSeq and is a predicted model, not a curated record. The coding region runs from base 1 to 705 and encodes 234 amino acids. Lineage: Eukaryota; Metazoa; Mollusca; Gastropoda; Lepetellida; Haliotidae. The transcript has a single exon.
AUGGCAACCAAAACGGACACUGCGUAUGCUGUUCAAAUCGAUGACAUCAUCCUGAAGGUUAUGAAAGUGUGUGUGAACCCAGGGGUCAUAUGGGGACACAAUGAAGCGCUAUCUAAGACACCAGCCAAAUACCCCUAUCGAAGAACGGAAGUUAAGAUGUUUCCGAUUGUCAAUGGUCAAACCAGCUUCGCGUGGGAUAACAUAUUCCAAGGCAUUCGUCCAAACAAGAUUGUAGCGGGGUUUGUCUCCUCCAAGGCUACGGGGAUGGGUAACUACCAGAAGAAUCCUUAUAACUUUGCCAACUGGGACUUAUCGCAGAUAGUGUUGUUCUGCGAUGGCACCAUUGUCGGUGAGUCAGGUCCAAUGAAACUGCGCUUUGGAGUGGCAACAGGGCGAAGCUACAUCCCAGCCUACGUCAAUCUAUUCCACUCUACUGGAUGUUGGAUGAUGGGUGAUGGAGAAAGGGUUAAUCGGGUGGACAUUUCUCGGGAUGAGUUCCAUGGUGGCUACGGACUGUACGUCUUUUCAUUGGAUCCGGUGUUCGGUCAGAACAAUGAUGGAACAUAUCUAUGCCUUCAAAAACAAGGAACUCUUAGACUUGAAACUCAGUUUGCAACACAGCUUCCCGAGACCAUAUCGUGCGUGGUUUAUGGAGAAUUCGACGACAUUUUUCAAAUAGAGAAAAGCAGGAACGUUGUCCUAUAA